Vitrella brassicaformis is the source of this 5695-nucleotide messenger RNA. Lineage: Eukaryota; Vitrellaceae. The record is from the annotation of a GenBank genome assembly.
CUCCCCUCCCUCCCCCUCUCCUUCCGGAGCUCACGAGAUGUCCACUAGCAACGGUGGGGGGAUGCCCUCCCCCUUGGACGCACCCCUCGACAUCCCCAAACUCUUCGAUGUAUCGGGGCUGCAGCAAGCAUUCACCUGGGUGGUCCAAAAGCUACAAGUAAGCUCCGCAUCCACAAAAGCAAGGCAUUCAGCCCAUCACCACCGCUGAACACAUGACCCCUCCGUGCCUUAUUGCUUGCAGUCGCACGAACAGACGAUAAGGGCACAACAGGAACGGAUUGCUGCCCUCACGGAUGCGUAAGGCGAUGCACGACACUUGGACCAUUGCUACGUUUCCUGGUCCCAUCUCAUCAGGAGGCCGGUUGCUCAGAAUGGCGACCGGCAGUUCCAAAAACUCACCGAACAACUCAGCACGGAAGCAGACCAGGCUGCUCAGGUACGUGUGAGGUGCCUCAUAUUCUGCAGCGGGUAUGCACAGCAUCCCUCCCUGCUGCUGCUCAGGUGUUGGGCAGCAUCGAGCGCAAGAUGGCUUCCCCCGAAGGCCCUGAUGCAGCCUCGCCCGAACAGCCACCGUCGGUGCCCGAAGGAGAGUCACCGCCGCCUCACCUCAUCUCACCUGAAAGGAAACUCAGGUGAGCGAAUCUUGAGGGACCGGGAAGUGCCUGAGGCUGUGGUCUUCGUACCUGGCGCUUUUUCUUCAUCAGGAGCGCCCACGGGAGGGAGGAGUCGCCGCCCCCGCAGCUCGCCCCCCGCUCCCAGGCAGGCAGAUCCUACGUCCUUGUCCUUCUGGUCUGCUGCAUCUGUCGGUUGUCAUCCUCCAGACCUUUGUGGGCACUACUCCCGUCAUCUCGUCUUUGUCGCCGGUCCUGCGCCCACCUGGGGACAGCGGAACCGUGGCUGAAUUGCAGGAGCGUGUCUCAUCGAUGCAGCGUCAGCUCCAUGGCCUGGUAUCAUGCUCCUGAAUUCGAUGAGGCAUGAUACCGCCUCCCCUGAUCAUCCCCUGAAUUGCAGGUGGCUGUCCUGGCGCAGCAGGAGGGAGAAGCAGCGCCUGGCCAGCCAGGCACCAGGGCCUCGGCCCAUGCAGUCAGCGUCCUCAAGUCAGACCUCCUGGGCAAGAUAGAGAAGCUGGCCAAGGGGCUCGACAGCCUCAAGAACAUACAGACAGAGACGGACAAACGCCCGGAGUCGGAGGGCAGCGCGAAGAGCCUGAAGGUCGUGGAGAGCGACAAAGGAUCGCCAGCGGUAGAAAGAACCGAACAUACUUCUUGAUGAUGGAAGCGGCCGGUUCUUGUUCUGUGCAGAUCACAGGAGACAUGCCUUUUGAGGCGGUGUGUCAGCGCGUGGCUAAGCUUGAAGAGAAGCUCGCCGAUGCGGAGCGGCAGCUGCUGUCCGAGGGUACCAAGAGACGCCAGCUGACCGAAAAGAACCUACAGCACGAAAGAGAAAAGGACACGGGUGAGCGAUGAGGGAGGAAAUCUCCUCUGCCGUCAUCAAUGCAGUUCAUCUGUAUUCCUCUUCCCUGUUCAGAAGGCAGUGGCAGUGGCAGCAGCAAGGGAUCCCGGCCAGGCACCAGAGGCACCCCUGACAAGCAGCCAGACAUCCUCGUGGUCGGUGCCGAGAGCCGCCUCACUCCGGAUCAUGGGAGCCUGCAGGAGUUCAAGCAACGUCUGGAGCGCUUGGAGGUGAUGGCCAGUGUUUUGGGCGGCGACGAGCACACGGAGGAUCUGAUCGACCGCCUGAGAGACGAGGUCAUGUCGGGGCCAGAGAUGGCAUCGGUCAGACAGCUGCCUGCCAAAGUCGCACAGCUGCAGGUAAGGCACAUACAAACGGACACGUGUUCAUCGUCACUGGAUGACGAGGAGCAUUCAUAUUGGUUUUCAGGAGCUGCUGAGGCAGAAAGGCAUGUCUCCAGCGCCGAGCCCCCGCAACAGGCCCCGCAGUGAUGCCAGCGGGUCAGAUGAGAGCGCAGUGGCGUCCGAUGCCGAGUUGACGCCCAGAGCGGCCCAGCAGCAAGCAGAGUUCGAGAAGCGCUUCCAAGCCGUUAAGAGGCAUGCAUGAGCGAAUGCAUACGCACCAUGCCAACCUGCUGUGGACAACAAGUCUCUGCAUACGUCAGGUUUGAUGCGAGUCUCAAGUACUGGCUUCGUCAGGAGCGUGAGGUUGUUAAGGACAUGAUAGUGCAGGCCCUCACUAACGCCCGUGACCUGGAGGACAACUAUGACCACUUCGACCUGGGCAUCGCCGAGCCGCCGCCCCCGCCACCAGAGGCCGUGGAAGGAACCGGGCUGCCAGUGGUAUGCAUACACCUGCCAAACAACGCCCAUUCUCAGUGAGUUUGGCUGCCAUUGGUCAGGCUGCGACCAAGAAGGACGUAGAUGCGCUAAAACGGAUAAUCGAUGACAACGAGAAGGAGCUCAAGACGGUCAAACGCGAUUGCCAGCGGCUGAGCGUAGCCUUCAGUUCAUUCAGGCACAAGAAGCGCCGUUCCGAGUUCAUGGAGGGCCAGGUGGUGCAUGGACUGUCUGAGGGAGAUGAGAGCGGUGAGGGCGAUGCCGGCAGCGGGUUGCGUCCCAAGGGGAGAGCCAAGAGUGUGGCGAUCGCCCAGCAGACGCGAAUCGACGCCAUCGUCACGACGAGCGAGAGCGCGCGCAAGAGUCGGAUCGAGCUCGAAGAGGAGGAAGAAGACAUGGUACAAGAGGAAGGGGAUCACGCCGUACCUCGAAUCGACGACGAGAGCAUUGUGGAGCUGAACGAGAAAAUCAAACGGUAUGUGAAUGCAUACGGUGAGAGUGACAGGUGUCUCUCCUGAAAAUGUGUCAGAACGGAGGCCCUCGGCAUGGCACUCAAGACGGACGUGGAGGCUCAUAAGAAGAAGCACGAGGAGAUACUCGCACACACACACCUCCUCGAAAUCACCAAACACCUGUACAGAAGCACUAACAGAGAUAAUCACGCAAUCAAUCACGUAUAUCUGUUUCUCAGUGACAGUUCUAGCGGAUCUGAGGCUCCCUCUCGGCUCGCAGGGAUCAUGCAGGGCGUGCGCGAGUCGAGAGGCUCCUCGAACGGCAGAGGCCCACUCGUCGGGCCGCCGCCAGACGCCGCCGCCAUUCGCAAGAAGCCGACGGGGGUCUUCGAGGGCUCCACAGGGAUGGGCGUGGAGGGACAGGAGCUGUCGCAGUCCCUUCAGCGGCAGAUCAACAUGGACCAUCACAGAAUAUUCGACCUGGAAGAGAAAAUGAAGAACCUCGAGGUGGCACACUGAUGGAAAGAAGGGAAGCCUUCCAAAUUUCUGUACUUGCUUUCAGGCUUUUGAGUUGGCGGAGCUGAGCUCGAGCAUGAGCACACUGAAUGCCGAGUUCCAGGUCUUGUCGGGAGACGUGACGGACAAGGCCGGACAGAUAUACAAGUGAGCAAGCGAACAACGCGCACACACGCGCACACGGACUUGGUGGCCAUUGUCUGCCCUGCGUGCCUGUCUGCCUGUCAGGAUGAAGGAGGACUUUGGCAAUCUGGGUCUGGAGUUCAAGACGGUAAGCGGCAAUUUAAAGCAGAUGGCGUGGGAGGCCAAGGAGGCCGUUAAGAGCCUACGCAACGAGGUGCUCUACAAGAAGGCAAACAUGGAAGAUCUCGAACGAAUCGCCGAAAAGGUCACAGCUCGUUCGCGAAAGCGUGUCGCAAAUCCGUGUCUCGGUCGUCCCUCGUCUAUGCAGGUGAAGGUGAUGGAUCGGUCUUUGCACGACAACCGCAGCCUGCUUAGCGGCACUGUGAGCGAGGAGGCUGUCCGUCGUGCCCUUCUAAACUUCGAGGACCGACUCAUCGGUCUGCAGAGACAGAUGGAGGCCACACUGCAAUUCGCCAAGAAAGGAGUGAGUCGGAAAUGAGCGGAAGCGAGUGGCAUGUGAUUUGUUUGUUGCUACAGGGCCGUGGCAUGACGCGUGAAGACGCUGAGCUGACGGGUGGCACUUUGAACAAGAUAGAUGAAUUCAACCGCGAGAUCGAGAGAAACGAAGAAGUCACGGCGCAACUCGCAAAGUGACUCAAACAGAGAAGACAGCCUGAGACAUGCAUGGCAUGGACCAACACUCACUGUCUUUGUGUUUGCGAUGCAGACUUCAGGCCCGUUUCCGCGCCAUGACUGACGAGCGCGAGAAGGAUGCAGCCGAGCUCAAGAAGGUGGUUGGCCUCACCCGCGCCAUCCAAAAAGACGCAGACGCUUCUACCGACCACCUCCGCCGCAUCGAUGCGGUCCUGAAGCUACACGCAGAGAAGUUCGCCCGGCACGCCACCGUCCGUGAGGCCUUUGCCGAGUUCGCCCAGUCCCUCGACGCAGUGCAGCACCGACUGGACGAGAAGGACACCAAAGACCCGAUGGCAGCCAGUGGCGGCAAGACUCGUCUCGCCAAGAAACGGGGCGGGCAGCCGGAGCUGGGAGAGGCGAUCGAGAGUCUGAAGGCAGCCAUGACAAGUGCCGCCAGCGGGGCAGACAUCCAGGAGCAGCUCGACGAUUUCAGGGUGGAGACACGGGAGGAGAUGGCCCGCCAGCUGCGGCUGUUUGACCUGCGCCUGGCGCCGGCCUUUGACGAGGUGCGUGAUCGCCUCAGCCGCAAGGCGGAUGCGGCGGCGCUGAAGACCAAGGUGGACCUGACGGACUGGCAGAAGCUGAAGGAGCGGCUCGAGGACUUUGAGAGGUACAUCGGGGGAAAAGACGGCUUCAGGACUCUCCUCUCGCGGAAGCCCCUGCAGGGCACUCUCUGCGCCUCGUGUGAUAGGGAAAUUGACCAACUAGCGAGUAACACGGAUGGCCAAUAAAUGGCUUGCUCUUGUAUGUGCAUGUCUGGUGAUGUCGCUGUGUCUGUAUGCAGCCACAACAGGAGGCCCUAGCACAUGGAAGAAGCUCCCGCCGCGCGAGCCGCCCCCCACACUCCCUCCCCCCGCCAGCAGCCUCCCUCCCGCCGGCACCACACUCCCGCUCAUCCCAACAGCCAACGGAUCGAUGGCACAGCUGGACGCCUCACAGCAACACCACAAUGUCGGGAUGCCGGCUCUGCCGCCAAAUACAGCUCGUGCCUCGCUGCCACCCGUGCUGAGCCCCGACACCAGCAACCCCCCACACACGUCGAGACAGGCAGGGGGUGUCGAUCUGUCCAUUGGAGGCACGCCAAUCAGGCGUGUCCAGCCUGGUGUUGCAGGCAAUGAGGGCGAGGGCGGUGCUGAAGAUGAAGGAGGGCAGCAGACCAGCGCCGGACCACAAGCCGCAAAUGGGAAACAGACGAAUGGAGGUAGGUGCCAAGAGGUCCAAAUAUGGAUGCUCCCAUUUGCGUGUCUCUCUCUCUCUCUCCCUCUCUCUCUUUUGUCCGAUAGCAGCUGGACGUCUUCCGUCUUUGAACAGCAGCAGCGAGAGGUGGAUGCCUGGCUCGCGCCGGCCGAACUCGCCAAAUCAGGAGGAUGGAGGAGCGGGAGAAAGACAGGAGGGGACAGACAAGGUGGUUCUUGCCAUCACCCCGACGCCAAGAGAGGAAAAGAAAUAGGAGCCCACGGAACGAUUGUUUUUGACUUGCAUUGACAUCUGCUCACAUUCUUCAUGCAUGCGACGUUCACGGUAUCUCAUGUUUGCGCGCAUGCGCAUACAUGCAUGAGGGAUUAGGCGUUGACUCGACACACAAUCAUCUUACUGCACAAAACCAUCUGCAACGCC